Pocillopora verrucosa is the source of this 7347-nucleotide messenger RNA. NCBI's taxonomy places the organism in Eukaryota, Metazoa, Cnidaria, Anthozoa, Scleractinia, Pocilloporidae. The record is from RefSeq and is a predicted model, not a curated record.
CAUGACCGAAACAAAGGUUUCGUGCCGCACUCUUCCUCAUUGAGUAACAAUGUGUUGAUUAUUUGUGUAUUUUAUGGAGAAGAGUUUAAUUUCCGUGGAAGUAUGUAGACUGAUUGAGGAGGAACUUGGCAUUGACCGAUCGCGCAUUCGACCAUGUUUUGACCAAAGUAGAAGCCGUGUCAGCUGUCUAGUUCACGAUGGUUGGCUUCAGAGGUACAUAGGUGGGCUCUCAUCUUAUGAGGAGUCAGGAAAGGUAUCACCAUGGAGCCCCUAUGAACAUCAGCUCAUUUUACAGCCCUCCCACCCUGAGCCAGCUGCGCCAUGGAAUCGAAUCAGCAUUUAUGUCAUUAAGAAGCCAGUAAGGAGGGAACUGUUAAGAAAAAGCUUUCCUCAAGCUCUUGGAAGUGGAGUGGAUAAUGAAGGGAAAUGUACUGUGUUGUCUUAUGCUGAGCUGGUGCAGUGUGUGGGUGUACAUAACUUGCGAUACAGUUGGGAGAGUUCCUUGGAUAGUUACCCUCUAGCUGCCCAGUGUGUUCAGCCCACUCAGGCAAAAAAGGAAUCGGACAAGAAUGUUGUUGAUGAAAUGCUCCUGCAAGCUUAUGGUUUGUGUUCACGAAAACUAUUCCCAGAUACAGAGAGUGUGGAGCAAAGUAACUUCAGUUCCACCGCUGAACGUGAUGCGUUUGAUGAUUUCAAGGAGGAAUCAGAGGGCUCGUCAUUAUCUCUUACAAUGAGACAGAAUGUUGUUCCAUUUAUUUGUGCACUUGAGGGACAGUCUGCUUACUUCCUCAUAGAACCAUACUUCCAACACAGUCUCCACAACAUGGUCACAUUUAGUCCAUCUGUGCUUUCAGGCUCAAACACGAGGCCCUUGUUUAUGAUUUACGAACUUCUCCAUGCACUUCACUGGUACCACAGCCAUGGCAUAGCACAUGGGGCAUUAAACUUGCACGGGAUUAAAGUCAAUAAAGGGUUGUGGAUUUAUCUUGAAUCACCAGACUUUUUUCAUGGUUGUCAGCCAGAUCUUGAUGCGUCAGAAGUGGAUGGGGUUGCGGGCGAUAAUGUUUCAACAGCUCGACAGUCAGAUGUGAGCAGAUCGAUGAUUUUGAAUUACACAGCAGAUGAUUUACCUCGUCUUGUCGAGCUAUGGGUACAUGGCAAAAUUAGCAACUAUGACUACCUAAUGGCGCUGAACUUCCUCGUGGGUCGUAGACUUGGCGAUCCCAAUUAUCAUCCAGUUUUUCCGUGGGUGACAGACUUCUCUGUCCGAGAUGGCGGAUACCGGGACUUGAAGAAGUCCAAGUUUCGUUUGAACAAAGGAGACAGACAGCUUGAUGUGACGUACAAAGCAGCUUUGUUGGACAACAGCCAGGAUGGUGCACCACCUCAUCAUGUGUCGGAUGUACUGUCUGACAUAACAUAUCAUGUCUACCUCGCACGAAGGACUCCGAAAUCGGUUCUUUGUGAUCACGUGAGAACUAACUGGGUCCCAAAUGAGUAUCCACCCAGUAUGGAAAGGCUCUACCACUGGACACCUGAUGAGUGCAUCCCACAGUUCUUUUCUGAUGCAAACAUCUUUGAAUCUGUACAUGAGGAUCUAUCAGAUCUGGAGCUGCCAUCAUGGACGCGUUCUGCAGAGGAGUUCAUUUGCUGGCAUCGAUCUGUUUUAGAGAGCGACACUGUGUCUGCUAAUUUGCAUCACUGGAUUGACCUGACAUUCGGGUUCAAGCUUGCUGGCAGAGCGGCAGUGAAAGCUAAGAACGUUUACCUCCAUCUGAUUGAUAAACACCAGACGCUAAGCAAUCAUGGUGUCGUGCAACUCUUUACAGAGCCCCACCCGGAGAGAGCGCAACCUUGCUUCCCUCACACAAAUACCCUUUUUCUUGGGCGAAGAGAUCAUGAAAUCCUGGACGGAAGAAUAAUACGGAAUUUUACACAUUCAGACCUUGAUAUAAUGGCAGACAAGUCUUCUGCACUUGAAGAAUCUGUUAUGUCUGUGGAAAGCUCUACCGAGAGUGAUUUUAUUCUUGGCCAUCAGCCGAGAGUAUCGACUGAGGGGAAAGAACACAACAGCAAACUGGUUCUCGCCCAAGUUAAAGAAUCCAUAAACGAAGAUGACGUGCCUAAAGGUGCACAGUUUGAGCCAAUACCCGUUCCAACCAACUACAACCCUCUUGAAAUGUUGGAGAGAUUUGAAGCUCUGGAGAAUUUUAAAAACCAGUUUGGUCCUAGAGGUGAAACAUCUCUUGGCAACCAUGAAAUAAAGUCCGAUGUGAGCGCUAAUUUUUCCAAGCUGGUCCAAGCAGACAUGGUAAGUCUUGGGUGUGCGAUAGUGGAGAUGCUUCUUCCUAGUAAAGUACAACUGGCUACCUGUGGACUCACUGGGAAACUGAGAAAAGAAGCCAUCAUACAGCUUUGUCAAUCAAACGACAAACUCUUGCCAAGGUAUGCUCGGGCUGCUGUCCAUGCCCUUCUCACAGAGGGAGAUAAAGAUUCCCAUGAUGCUUUGCUGCCUCGUCUCACAGCGGAUCUAUUGCUUCAGCCCCACCUUGGCUUGUUUCCGUUUCCCUCAUAUUUCAGUGCACUACACGAUUUCUUGGCCGCAUUCUAUCACACAGGUAGAAAAAUAGAACCAAGCACCUACAAAUCCAAGUUACAGGAUAGUUUAGUAUUUUUGAGAGGGGAGGCUGGAUAUACUGUCGAACAAGUUGACAUAGCAGCGUCUUUUCUUCCCGAUUUGCUGUCCAUUGUGGAUGACGAAGGUAUUAAACUGCUUCUGUACCACUUGGAGCCAUUAUUCACCUGUCUAGAGACUCGGCUUCAUGCUUGUACUCAGCUCUUUGACAUGUUGGCACAAGCUCUUGGGCCAAAGAACUCAAUCAAAUCAUUCCUGAAGUGCCUGGUGAGCCUUUUUGAUUCCCACGCUUUAGAUGUUUACGAAGUUAUUGCAAAGCAGACGUUUUUGUCGCAGAUCAUUGUACGAUUUGGAUUAGACGGGUUUCUCAAACAUGUCAUCAGCUUUGUUGUGGACGCAGUUUCCUUCAAUUCCAAAAUGGAGUCGAAGGCUGAUAAGAUUGAUAGGAUCUCUGUCCACAGUUCAGAGGAUGCAACCUCCGGCAUCGUUUGUACAGAAAUGGAGUAUAGUGCGAAAGGUGUUCCCUUAGACAUAGAUGAUCUGGAUCUGCCUGGUGAUUUCCUUCGAGAGGGCUCCGAGGAUCAAGAUGUUCCGAUAGGGAGUUUUUCAAUGGGUAUUGAAGAAUUUGAGACUGAGGGAAAGUUCGCAAUUACCCACCAAAAUCUUGGUCAAGCUCGUGGCGGCGAAGGGAAAGACGAGGUCGAACAAGUAACGUUGUUGCCAAGAGGCAUUAUUGACGAUGAAGUAGAUGCAAGAUUAUUUCAAAGACACAUUUCAGAUGAUGAAGAUAACGCUGGAGAUGAUGAGCCAACAAACAGGGGACAUGUGAGCAAGAUUGUGUCCAUAGAAAGGAUCUGUGAUUUUAGUGAUUGUACAGUUCUUGACAGUGGAGCUAUGGAGGUGGAGGACAGGUCUUUGACAACUGCUACUGACGCUGACCAGGUCAGUGCUUGUGGUGAUGACAACACUAAAGGCAGAGAGCUUGAGGGUGUGAUUGCCAAUGCUUGUGAAGCCUCUGAGAGGGAGAAAAAUUUUAAACUGCUGGAUAGUCCGAAAGUGGAUAUGAAAAAGAAUGUAGACGAAGCACAGGUUCAAAAGAGUGAAGCAUCGAACACAAAUUGUGUCGAAGUCCCUGAGGAGUUAACAGGGGAGUCUGGUAUCGCAACAGGAACUGAUAAUAGAACUGUACCUUAUAUUACAACACAAUUCAGUAGUAGUGACAAAGGAGAUAACGUGACGGAGGAAAGGAAUGAAGGAUGUACUCUUGGAAGUUCUCUAGAUGGUGUCACUGAUGAGAAGAAUAGAGAAUUACAAGAAACAGAGAGAACUGAUAAUGGCAACAAGACUGCAGAUGAUAUUCUUGAGAACCUUUCUUUUCCUGAAGGAGAUCCAGCGUCUGAAGAGGAAGAUGCAGCGUCUAGCGAAGAUGAUUCACGAGAUAAUGAACUAGACCCAGAAGAUAACGUUACCAAUAAGAGCAAACAAUCAACCUAUGAAAUAAAUACAUUCUACAACGACACCAACUACCCUUCUAAGCCUGUGCAAUAUGGGAAAAAGGUCCUGAAACAGCACGAUGAAUUGACUCCUGGGACUAUAUCGACUAUUGCCGCUGAAAGCAUCGUUUGGUUGGCCCCUCGUCUGGGACCCGUACUAACCUCAAAGUACAUUGCCAGUCAGCUGCUGACUAUGUUACCACAUUGCUAUAUUGGAUACGUGGGUACGAACGAUGACGACGACGAUUUGAAGACAGUGAGCGACAGCAAUGCGAAAUGGGUACUUUUUUGUUUGAGUAAUUUCUGUACACUUUACGGAGAGGCGUUUUUGCUGAAUCAAUACUUGCCUUACAUUAAUAAAACGAUCAGAGGAGUUCAAACCAAGGUAACCCAAAGAGGUGAAGCUGCAUUGGCGGGGGUACUUUCACUUCUCAAGUACUGCAUUCCAUACUUAUCCCGUGACACUCUGGCCUCAAACACUGAAUCUCAGUUGAUGACCGGCAUCUUUCAGCCUGUCAUUCGCAUCCUGUCAUCUUACACCUUGACAUUUCCUGGCGGUUUUUCAGCGCGCCAGGCAAUCUGUCGUAGCUACAUCGAUGUUUUAACGGUGGUUUGCUUGAAACUCGAAAGAGAAUUUGCCCGAGAUUACAUGACUGCUCCUCUUCAGCAGUUUUUCUCAUGUUUUGAGCUGGAGCGCAUGAGGACCAUAAAAAUGAAUGAAAAGAAAGAGGGUUCCUCUCCUUUGACGUAUGAGACAAGUUUUAACGAUGCCUUGGAAUUAGAAAGAGCUCCCGAGGAAAAAGAGGAAAAACACAUCUCAGCCGUGCUUGAGAAUGUUGACGGUAAACCAACCGAAGGAUACCUCUACAACUCGCCUGUUUAUGAAGAGUUGUGUCAGACAUUCAAUCCUGCCAUUGCUCACCACGCGUUUGUUCCGCUUUGCGGCAUCAUGGGAAGCAAAUACAUGGAGACCUCGCUGCACAAUCAUGACCUUAUAUGGAACUUGUGCUGCAGUUACGAUGCUCAACUGUCUCACCCUACGUGCGAAGAUAAUAGGGCGUCCGAGGAUGAAGAAGACGAAGAAGAAAAUGAAAACCACAGGGUGAAUAUUGGAACAUCUGAGUUGGAUUCUGAGACUGUGGACGGAUCUCGUGGGGUGGAUAACUCACCAGAGGAGCAGUCUCAAGACAAGAAAGAGAGCAAGAAAAGGGAGAAAGUCAAGAAAAUGCCUAAGCCCCCAAUGUGGUUUAUUGGAAAAAGACUUUCAAAGACAAAGGAUGUACCUACCAGCCUACCGUCCUCUUCAUCGUCGGACCAAUAUCUACGCGGUAGCUGGCUAACGCAGUGGGAAAAUCAACUCAGUUUGAAAGGAAAAGAAGGAAACAAAUUCAAUCUUCAACAAGUCAAACUACAAACUUUCACCGGUCACAAUGGACCCGCCCGUUCAGUCUACGUUCAGGACAGCGAGCAUUGUUUCUUGUCGGCCAGUAAAGAUAAGACUGUUAAGCUCUGGUCGCUUAGCAACCACGGUGAUGGCACCGCCCAAUCGGCAAGCUCGUGGACGUAUGCUCGGCACACACGGCCUGUGUUCCACGUGAAUAUGGUGGAGUCCGUACGACAAGGCGUGUCUUGUGAUGGCAGCCUUCACUUAUGGGAUGCGGUCUCCGAUCGUUGUCUUUGGGUCUACGACUACCCCAGGAACAAUCCUAUCGUUGCCAUAACAACACUUCCGGCUCCCAGCAAGUGUGUAGUGGCCGCCAUGGCUGAAGGAACUGCAAGGUUUCUUGACGUUCGUCAGCAUAAAUUCGUCACAGAGUGGAAAAUAACAACCAGUAGUGUACCAGGUACUGUUCGUGAUGUUUGCUGCAGCCCUGAUGGGCGGUGGAUCGCUUUUGGCUUCUCAACUGGGCUGGCAUCUGUGCUGGACAUUAGAGGUGGGCUGCUUCGUAGUCAGAGGCGCGCUCACACUGGCGACAUCUUUCAGGUCAAAGCCUUUUCGAGCUCGUCUUUUAUAACAUCAUCAGUGGACUCUGGUUUAUCUUUGUGGAAGGAUGACGGUUUUCGCCUGAAAACACUAAAAGGUCCUAGCGAUCCUCUCCCCUCUCUACUAGUGUGGGGAGAUCAAUUGAUUUCAGCCACUGUUGGCGGUAGAAUUGGUGUACACAGCUUACAGGAGGAUCAUUCUGAGGACCCUUACAUCAGUUAUAAGCUGAGCAGCGAUGUGUUCCGUGGCAAUAUCACGUGUCUUGGUUACCUGCCACUCAAUAGGCUGCUUCUGAUUGGUAACGACACAGGCAACAUUGUGCUCUGUUCCUAAAGCAACAAUUCUUUUAGAAAAACCCUAAAACCAAAUUAUACAUAUUAGAUCCUUUUAUGAGUAGAAUGUAAAACGAUGAUGCUCGGGAGUAAAUGUCGGAAUAAAGUAUAUUUCAUUUCAAAUUUUCUGUAAUCUGUAAAUGUUAAGAACUUUUUUGUUGCCACAUAAUCUGAGUCAAUCACAGAAAUCAGUCAUCAGAAAGGAUUGGAGAGCAUAGACAGGAUUAAAUGUAUAAUUCAUGGGACUGUUAUAUGAUACUUACCAAAACCUCUUAGAGUUAAUCAGCUGAUUUUGUUACAUCUGUCAAGUCGUUGCAUGUCUAACUGUUACCUUACAGAAUUGAAUUAUUCGUGUUCGUGUAGCAAAAGAAAUUAUCGUUUUAGGCAAAUAUAUUACGUUUAAGUACUGUCAUUUGUGAAAUGUCAAUUACUAUUUUAUAGAAAUGAAUCUCAUAGUCAAGGAGAAAAAAAAUUAUUACAAAUUUAUCAAAGUGAAGUUAUGUAACAUUGUAAAAAAGCUUACUAUUGGAAAAAAUAUCAAAUCAAAGGGCACCUGUAGCUAACUCGUGGAUAAAGUAUUAAAGAGAUAUAUACUUGUAAAGUUGCUAUCAGUAAACUUAAGUGUUAAAAAAAAGGUAGAAAGUAGAACCAUUGCAAGUAUAGAAAUUGUAGUACUUAAGUAUGUGAUGAAAACCCUCCCGGGGGGGGUACAUGGGUCAUUUUUUGCUAAGUAUGUGCAGCUGACUUCUCAGAACCUCUGCCGCACUUUAACCUAUUUUGUGGCCAAUUAUAGACCCCAUCUUUGUCUGCUUUUAAGCAAGAUCGGAAUGGAAUGGGAGCCGUUUAUUAAAUAUUAUACAAUAAUUAAAAUAGUGCGCGCGCUCUGAUUGGCAAUAAAACCAU